CACACACCACACCAGACCAAAUCUUUCAACCAAAACCAUGAACAAGAAAACAAAAAGCAAAAAAAGAAAACAAAUGAUUGCAAAAUAAUAAAAAUUCAGACCCACAAUUUAGUUGUUAGAUAGAUAGACACAUACCUCCACAAACCAUGCCCAACAAACAACAAAAUCCCAAAAACACCAACGCCACUAACACCACUCUGCUCAACUCAAGUUGUUUACUACCGAUCGGGAAUGCGAAGCUUCUUAACAACACCACCACCAUCACAAAAACACUAUUCUACUCCGUUGAAACGAUGUCGUUUCACCCAAACCCUAGCCUCACUCCUCCACCAGCCACACCAGCGUUAAAGCCCUGGCUCAACACCACCGCCACCACGGAGCCCCUCAACCCUAUGGUCCUCGCCAUGCACCUCUCCGACCCCAAAUCUAAAACCCUAAUCCCCAAUUCCACACUAAUCAUAAUGGACCGAACCCUUCUUUUAUCGGACGAGCUUCUCCUCCGAAUCCUCUCCAAGCUCCCCAAUUCGCAGCAGCAGCGGAACUCCAACUCCUUAGUCUGCAAACGCUGGCUGAACCUCCAGGGUCGGCUCGUCCGAACCUUGCGUGUCCUCGAUUGGAACUUCGUCCUCUCGGGUCGGUUAAUUAUUCGCUUCCCGAACCUGAACCACGUGGACUUGGUCCCAGGUUCGUUCACUUCUUCUGUAUACUCAUCGAUUGUCGUAAGCCACAGGCUCGUUUCGAUGCACGUGGAUUCCGCGUGGCGAAUCGGCGUCGAAAAAAACCUGUUACCGGGCGAGACGGUUGACGCCGGACUCAAAUCGCUCGCGGGCGGGUGCCCUAAUUUACGCAAGCUCGAGGUGGCAGGUUGCAGCGAGGCCGGGAUUUCGACGAUUGGCGCGGAAUGUGUUACUCUGCAGGAGCUCGAGCUGCAGAGGUGCGACGACGCCGUUUUGGGAGGCGUUGCAGGGUGUGAGAAUUUGCAGAUUUUGAAAAUAGUUGGGUGUGUGAGGGGUUUUUAUGAGUCUGUGGUUUCGGACAUUGGGCUCACGAUUUUAGCGCAGGGGUGUAGGAGAUUGGUGAAAUUGGAGCUUGUGGGGUGCGAAGGGAGUUUCGACGGGGUGAAGGCGAUUGGGCAGUGCUGUGUGAUGUUGGAGGAGUUGGUGAUUGUGGACCACAGGAUGGAUGAUGGGUGGCUGGCCGGGGUUUCGUUUUGCGAGAAUUUGAAGACUCUGAGGGUUCAGUCGUGUAAGGUGAUCGAUGGGAGCCCCGGGUUGGAGGAGCAUUUGGGCUGCUGCGAGGCGCUUGAGAGGGUGCAUUUGCAGAAAUUCCAGAUGAGGGAUCGGAACGGCGUGGGAGCGCUGUUUUCGGUGUGUAGGAAUGCAAGGGAGAUUGUUCUUCAGGAUUGCUGGGGGCUGGAUGAUGGCACCCUGAGUUUGGCUGUUGUUUGCAGGCGGGUAAAAUUGUUUUACGUAGAAGGAUGCUCAUUGCUUACAACAGAAGGUUUGGAGUCCGUAAUUGAGCACUGGAAGGAGCUAGAGUGCCUUAGAGUAGUCUCAUGUAAAAACAUAAAGGACAGUGAUAUCUCUCCUGAACUUGCAACCCUAUUUUCCACUCUCAAAGAGUUGAAAUGGAGGCCAGAUACAAAAUAUCUUUUCCCUUCUGAUGUUGGUGUAAGCAUGGGGAAGAAAGGUGGUAAAUUUUUCAAGAGAUCAUGACAUGAUGAUACAACUGUGUUCACUAUGUAGUCAGAAAAUCUAGGGCUAUGGUAUUAGGAGCAGAACAGAUAUUAUUCUCACUCACUGAUUAUAGUGGAAAUUUGUACCAUUAUUUAAUCACGUUAGUUAGUUUAGAUGGUUAAUAACUAGAUGUUGACAGGGGGUGAUUAUUACUUUUACCCGUCACCUAGUGAUGUAAUUAUGUAUAAGCCCCAACCCGUUUCAUUUCAUUUUGAAAUUGGGUAAAACUUGUUUGCCUGCAGCUUUCACUGUUCUUUUGUUUAUGCAAUUAGAAUACGGAACCAAACUAGAAAUGUAAUUGUAUGUAAGCAGGAACACACAGUUGACUCCAAGCAGAGAAAUUUGGAUGCCUUUGUUUCGCAGCUUA
Molecule: messenger RNA, 2103 nt
Organism: Glycine soja
Lineage: Eukaryota; Viridiplantae; Streptophyta; Magnoliopsida; Fabales; Fabaceae
Product: F-box protein At5g07670-like
Exons: 2
Coding region: 147-1715 (522 amino acids)
Biological process (GO): SCF-dependent proteasomal ubiquitin-dependent protein catabolic process
Cellular component (GO): SCF ubiquitin ligase complex
Molecular function (GO): protein binding
Source: RefSeq, a predicted model, not a curated record